Engraulis encrasicolus (European anchovy) is the source of this 1720-nucleotide messenger RNA. Its product is annotated as synaptophysin-like protein 2. The transcript has 6 exons. The record is from RefSeq and is a predicted model, not a curated record. Lineage: Eukaryota; Metazoa; Chordata; Actinopteri; Clupeiformes; Engraulidae. Gene Ontology annotation, cellular component: synaptic vesicle; synaptic vesicle membrane. The coding region runs from base 134 to 892 and encodes 252 amino acids.
CUAAAGAAAAAAAAGUUUGACAAGUCCAGUGAAAGCAGGUGAAGAAGACCACCCCCAGAAGUGACCGCAGCAGGGACAGCAGAAGUAGGACUUGACGUUAUUGCCGUUGUUAAGUUUAAUCGACGACGGCAAAAUGGAAGGGAUCACGCAGAAAAUUAUGACGGCUUUCAGUCUGGAUCUUGGACCUUUAAAGGAACCUCUGGGUAUGAUGCGUGUUCUAGAGACGAUCUUCUCCAUAUUUGCAUUUGCAACGACAUGCGGCUACUCUGGAGAGACCAGCUUCAUUGUGCAGUGUGCAGGAGAAGCCGCACCACAUGAGGUGAAGGCUGAAUUUGAAUACCCUUUCAGGCUGAUGACCCAUUCAUAUAUUUACCCAACGUGCAACACCAACGCCACGACACCUGCAACAAUUACGGGCUACCUGACUGGGAACUACUCCUCCUCGGCCGAGUUCUUCGUCUGCAUCGGCGUCUUUGCCUUCCUGUACAGCGUGGCCACCCUGGUCAUCUACCUCGGCUACCAGCAGCUCUACAGGGAGACCAGCCGAGGCCCCACCAUAGAUCUGCUGGUGACGGGUGCGUUUGCCUUCCUGUGGCUGGUGUGUUCGUCGGCGUGGGGUAAAGGCCUGACCGACGUCAAGAUGGCCACCAGCCCCACCCUGCUGCCCACCCUGCUGGCCGUCUGCAAGUCCGAGGCCAACAAGUGCACCCCCGGCAGCACACCCCCCAUGGGCCGCCUCAACGCCUCCGUGACCUUUGGCUUCCUCAAUCUCAUUUUGUGGGCCGGAAACUGCUGGUUCGUCUUCAAAGAGACUCCCUUCCAUAAGCCUACUGCGCCCCCUGCUGGUAACCCCGAGGCAGGAGAGCAGCCGCAGCCCUUCCCCGGCCGAUAGAAGGCUGCUGCAAUACAAGUGUUGUUUGCAGAUUUUCAUGUUACAUUAUGGAGAUCGGGUGAAACAUGCAUACAUACAAACAUGCAUACAUACAUACACACAUGCACACAAAAGCUUUUUUUUUGCAAUACCAUAUCCGUUUUGUGUACUGAAUGUCAGACCUGAGAGAUUCAUGAAGAGCAAUGAGACGGGUUUUAUGAAAGUACUCUGUUAAAUUAAAUAGUAAAUCCUAGAAAAGUUUGUUUUUGUUUGUUUGUUUUGAGAUGAGUACAGUACUUGAGGACAUACUCCAGCACACCGAUUUUCCUCAGAUAUUUUGUGUGUUACUUUGCUAAAUUGGUAUAUAUGAAAAGAGUGCGUUUUCUUGUAUGCACAAUGUCCAUUAUCAUCUCACAGACUGUAAAAAUGUUUAAUUUUAACAAUAAACUUUGUUUAGAUCUCAAUUUGUCAAAACACUACACUAAGCCUGUAUGUUGUGUUUGUAGACUAAUACAAGAUUAGAUUAACUGUUCAUAGGUAACAGUUUUAUACUAUGGCCUUAAAUUCAUUUUUUUAUUCAUUAUGUAAUAUGCACUCACUUGUGAAGACAGGCAGUGAGGUGAUAAAUUGGCUUUUUGUUUGUUUGGGUUUUUUGUAUGUUAUUAUUAACAUUGUGCCUGAAGUUUGAGUGGAUUUCUAAUAAAAACACAAAAUCAAACCACUGGCAUUCUGCUUCUCAGCAUUUCAAAGACUGAAAGACUGUUGCAUUGUUCUGUCAACGUGUUUUGUACAAAGUGUGCUGCUGCUGACAAUGUUAUGUAAUAAACAGUGUUGGCACUGCUGCUUCUA